AUGUUUCUAGUUCCAAACUUGGCUACGAGGGCGAUUGAUGACGAACGACACCGUGCUGACACGCCACCCAAGGUCGCUAUCAUCCUGGCUAUCCUCGUGUCUGUGCUGAUGUUGCUCACGCCAUUUCUCCUUGGCAACAGAGGCAUCAGACGUUUCUUCCCUCAUUGGGCGAGGCAAGACUCCCCUGAAAGGACUCUAUGCCUUACUCCGGAGGCACUGGACUUGAUGCCUGUGAUCAAGUAUCGGGUAUCUGGGGAGACCAAAGGCAACGAUCUAAAUAGUGAGGACUUUGGGGGAGACGUGGAACUUCGCUCGCUACCCUGCGGCCAUAGCUUCCACCCUACCUGCAUCGAUCCGUGGCUCCUAGAGCGUUCUCUAACUUGCCCUCUUUGUCGUCUGAAUGUCGCCGCUGGUCUCGUCUCUACAACCCAUUCCGAAAUGCCCACAAGGCCUCGUCGGGUACUCUUCCUCACGGGACUUUGGGCGCACCGGCGCCGUGGACCAAGAGCUGCUCGGGAACUGACUCCCUUCGAAAAUAUCCCAAGCAUCCGGUCGAUGGGACCAGGCACUGCAAUCCCGCCACGACCCUUUCGGCAUUAUCAACCGACACUGACAUCGAUCUCCGAGGUCUUGAAUCAAAUGGGCCCCUCAGGAAGGUAG
Fusarium keratoplasticum is the source of this 660-nucleotide messenger RNA. Its product is annotated as RING-type domain-containing protein. Bases 1 to 660 code for a protein of 219 amino acids. Lineage: Eukaryota; Fungi; Ascomycota; Sordariomycetes; Hypocreales; Nectriaceae. The record is from RefSeq and is a predicted model, not a curated record. The transcript is spliced from 4 exons.